GGGCUCGCUCCCCGGCCCCCGGGUACCCUGCAGCGCUCCAGUCUGGGCCAAGCGGGGAAGGAGGCGGCCGGCCGGAGCUACCGUGUCAGGCAAACAAGCAGCGCCCGGGCUCGGGAUUGCCCGGGACCUUCUGGAGCCCCCACCUCGGAGCCCGAGGGAGGAGAGAGCGGCCGCCGCUGGAGCACCUGAUCAACUUUCUAGCAGGAGAACGAUCAUGGAGGUGGUGCCAGCUGAGGUGAAUAGUUUGCUUCCAGAGGAGAUAAUGGACACUGGUAUAACUUUAGUGGAUGAUGAUAGUAUUGAGGCUGUUAUUGUUUCAUCCCCAAUUCCCAUGGAGACAGAACUGGAAGAAAUUGUCAACAUAAAUUCUACUGGCGACUCUACAGCCACGCCCAUUUCCACGGAACCAAUCACAGUGUACAGUAACCACACUAACCAAGUUGCAGUGAAUACCACAAUUACUAAAGCAGAUUCUAAUACCACAGUGAAACCAGCUUUUCCAAGUGGCCUUCAAAAACUUGGUGCUCAGACUCCUGUGACUAUAUCAGCCAAUCAGAUUAUUUUAAACAAAGUAUCACAGACAUCUGAUCUUAAACUUGGCAAUCAGACCCUUAAACCAGAUGGACAGAAGUUAAUUUUAACAACUUUGGGCAAGUCUGGUUCACCAAUUGUUUUAGCACUACCCCAUAGCCAACUACCCCAGGCUCAGAAAGUUACAACUCAGGCCCAGUCAGGAGAUGCUAAGUUACCACCGCAGCAAAUUAAAGUAGUUACCAUUGGAGGGAGGCCAGAGGUGAAACCUGUCAUUGGUGUCUCAGCACUGACCCCAGGAAGUCAACUGAUUAAUACUACAACUCAGCCCUCUGUGUUACAGACCCAACAGUUAAAAACAGUGCAGAUUGCUAAGAAGCCUCGAACACCAACCUCUGGUCCAGUAAUCACGAAGCUGAUCUUUGCAAAACCAAUUAAUAGUAAAGCAGUUACAGGACAGACAACUCAAGUAUCACCACCAGUCAUUGCAGGUAGGGUUCUUUCACAGUCUACUCCUGGGACUCCAUCAAAGACCAUAACAAUAUCUGAAAGUGGUGUUAUUGGAUCAACUUUAAAUUCUACAACACAGACACCAAAUAAAAUAGCCAUCUCACCUUUGAAAUCGCCAAAUAAGGCGGUGAAGUCGGCUGUGCAGACCAUCACUGUUGGAGGAGUGAGCACCUCUCAGUUUAAGACGAUUAUUCCUCUGGCAACUGCUCCCAAUGUCCAGCAGAUUCAAGUGCCUGGAAGCAAGUUUCAUUAUGUGCGCCUGGUUACUGCCACAACAGCCAGUAGCUCCACACAGCCAGCCAGUCAGAAUCCCAGUACAAAUACGCAGCCGCUUCAGCAAGCAAAGCCAGUGGUUGUUAAUACUACCCCAGUGCGGAUGUCAGUUCCAAUUGUUCCAGCUCAGACUGUCAAACAAGUCGUCCCCAAGCCAAUCAAUCCAAGUUCACAAAUAGUGACUACUAGCCAGCCCCAGCAGCGGUUAAUCAUGCCUGCCACACCACUGCCACAGAUCCAACCCAACCUCACCAACCUGCCACCAGGCACUGUGCUGGCACCAGCUCCAGGAACAGGGAACGUGGGCUACGCAGUGCUUCCAGCUCAGUACGUUACUCAGCUCCAGCAGUCUUCCUAUGUGUCUAUAGCAAGCAACUCGAACUUCACUGGCACAUCUGGUGUCCAGACCCAGGCAAGGCUCCCGUUCAACGGCAUAAUCCCAUCAGAGUCUGCAAGUCGGCCCAGAAAACCCUGUAAUUGUACAAAAUCCCUGUGCUUGAAAUUAUAUUGUGAUUGCUUUGCAAAUGGUGAAUUUUGCAACAACUGCAAUUGUACUAAUUGUUAUAAUAAUUUGGAACAUGAAAAUGAAAGACAAAAAGCAAUAAAGGCAUGCCUGGACAGAAAUCCAGAAGCCUUCAAGCCUAAGAUCGGGAAAGGAAAGGAGGGAGAAUCAGAUCGACGUCAUAGCAAAGGAUGUAAUUGCAAGCGAUCGGGAUGUCUUAAAAACUACUGUGAAUGCUAUGAGGCAAAAAUAAUGUGUUCCUCAAUAUGCAAAUGCAUUGGCUGUAAGAAUUUUGAAGAAAGCCCGGAAAGAAAGACACUGAUGCACUUGGCGGAUGCGGCUGAAGUCCGGGUGCAGCAGCAAACGGCCGCGAAGACCAAGUUGUCCUCCCAGAUUUCGGACUUGCUCACUAGGCCAGCACCGACUUUGAACAGUGGAGGAGGGAAGUUGCCGUUUACAUUUGUAACUAAGGAAGUAGCUGAGGCCACGUGUAAUUGCCUGCUCGCCCAGGCCGAGCAGGCAGACAAGAAGGGAAAAUCGAAGGCCGCAGCGGAGCGGAUGAUACUUGAGGAAUUCGGACGGUGCUUGAUGAGCGUCAUCAACUCUGCAGGAAAAGCAAAAAGUGACCCUUGUGCCAUGAACUGCUAACUCCCGCACGGGACUGCACAGCACACUGAGGGUGCAGGGACACUUGAUUCUCUGGAAGACAGUUUAGCAAUUACUGUAUUUUAAUUCAGUCCUUGUUUUAAGAGACCUGAACUUAUAAUAUUGAAAGAGAGGAAAUUUUAAAUGAGGAAAUGAGUACAUUUUAAAUCUUAGUUAAAUCUGCUUAUGUCCCUUCUAAAUUGAAUUUUUCUUUGUUGUAUUAUAGAGUUUUAACUUGCUGGGGUUUCCUAAGAAUUAGAUGUUCUAUCCUUCUGAUUCUAUUGACAAAGAACAUUUAUAAAUUACUAUAAUAUAAUUUAUAAUAUAUGGCGUUGUAUGACUUUGUUCAGUAGAAAAAGCCAAAGCAGCAUUGGCAUUACCCAGUCAUUCUUUGGUACUACACCCACAGCGUAGACAGAUAGACUGUCCACGUAAAUUCUUAUGCAGCGUAUCCUGAUGACAUGCUGUGUUGAGAAACGCACUAUUGUUUUAAGAAAAAUCAGCUUUUAGGGCAGAUUCUCAAAUAAUAUCUUGUCACUUUGAGACUCUCAGAAGGGGAAGCAGUCCCCAGGCACACUUUUAAAAUAAAGGUUAUUUUUUUUAAAUAUAUAAAACAUUAAGGAACAGUAAAUAAUUCUCAGAGAAUGGGCAUUGUGUUUCUAGAUAAAUACUGUAGGAUGUCUCCAUUUUCUUUCAAAGAGGUGGUAUAUUUUUGAAAUGAUAAUAAAUUGUCUGAGUGAUUACUGGGUACUAUUAAAAUGAAAGGUGCUUGUUAAUGUAAGUAGACAGAUUCUUAUUACAUAGUAUAACAGAACCUCACAUCAUUAUCAAGUAUAGAAUUUGGCUCAGAGGGAGAAAUAAAGAAUAUUGAAUCUGUAAGAGAUGAAUUUAGGGAAGAAUUUCUCGCCUACACAGACCUCUUUGUAGACAAGUUCAGCGGUUUCAAACCCCUGCCUGACUCGUAGCUGACUUCCCCAAGUGGCCUCCUAAUAAAGCUUUCAAGAUUGUAGGGAAAUUCCCUCUGGAAGGAAGUUUAGUUAUGGCAUCAUUGUUAACCAGUGGUUCAGUAAGCUGAAGGCGUGUUUUCAUAGAAUCACCAGUAUAACCUAAAUCAGUUUCAGAAAUUCAAAAACUAUGAAUUGAGGAGCCUGUUGUAAUGGGACUCUUGAUUUUAUUACAAGAAAACAGAUGUUGGAAUUCAGGCAUUUCCUUCGGUACCUUACUCCUCAGUAACUGUUAGUGUGUGAUUAUGACACUUCUACAAGGACUCUACAGGUGGAUGUAUUGUGUAUAUAUGUUCCUGUGAACAUGCAAGAUAUAGGCCGUAGACAUAAGUAAUCCAAAAGAGGACUCCGUUAAUUCAUUAAAAUAUCUUCCUUUUGAAAUUUGGAUUUAUAAGAUUAUAGUGCAGUAACUCUAAGUGUAGAUAGUGCAAACAUUCUUAGCACCUCACUCUAGUCUGUUUAAUUAAAAUUUGUAUAAAUGUAAAUUAGUGUAAGAGAAUAAAGUAAUAUCUAAUCAAGUUAUUUUUCAAAAGAUUGCAAUAAGUUUUUGGUCUAAACUUAAACUUUGUUCAUUUUGUACAUACUCUGUGUUAAUUCUAAUUGCCCUGUUGUGAUGUGUAUUUAUAUACAGUGUGCAGAAAGUGUUUGUGGAAUUUCAAUUCCAGUUGUAGAUUAUGUAUGAUGGCAUUGCUUGAGAAUGUUUUGCUUGUAAAAAUUUGAAGGUGCAAUCAAAUGCUACUAGUUUUUCUGAUUUUCAAGAAGAAGCUAUCUUAAGUAUUAAGCCUUUUUUCCUUCCUGGGUAGUACUUACUAAAUGACUUUUUGUAUUUAGGCAUUUGCAUCAAAUUGCUGAACAAGAUUAAUAGCCACAUUAACUCAACAAUUUUAAAAGACUUUUUGGGGAGGGUUGGGUAUAUAAUUUUUUAGCUCUAUUUACACCCCAAAGUAGAAAAAUUAAAUUUAUAUUUACUAGAGCUAUUCAAAGAAUACACUUUUCUAUAUUGUAAAAAACAGGACAGUGAAGAAAAAUCAUACAGAAAAAUAAACAUUUAUAC
Lepus europaeus (European hare) is the source of this 4519-nucleotide messenger RNA. It is a transcript of the gene LIN54, whose product is annotated as lin-54 DREAM MuvB core complex component. The transcript is spliced from 13 exons. The coding region runs from base 215 to 2464 and encodes 749 amino acids. Gene Ontology annotation, biological process: regulation of DNA-templated transcription. Gene Ontology annotation, cellular component: nucleus. The record is from RefSeq and is a predicted model, not a curated record. Lineage: Eukaryota; Metazoa; Chordata; Mammalia; Lagomorpha; Leporidae.